AUGUUGUUUCCUUCAUCUCUCGAUUACUACUCCACCAAGUUGAGCUUCAAAGAGUUAUUUAUGCGAGGCAUGGAGUCGCAAGAGGAUGAGGAGAAGUUUGGAGUGGUGAUUCCAAGGCACUUCCACUUUACGAUUGAAGAACGUUCCAACCCGCAGACUUUACUACUAACUAAUAAAUUCAAAGAUGAAAUCUUGAAUGUUGAAAUUCUCGUGCCUGAUGUAGUUUUCUUUGAGGAGGACGAUGAUGAAGAUAAAGAGCAAGAGGUCCGUAGUUUUCUUUUUCCUAGGGAAAAGAUUUAUACUUACUAUAAUGAGUUCCCAAAAGACAAAAACCAAUUUAGUAUACCUUUUGUUGCUAAAUUCACAUAUGAUAUUGGGAAAGGAUUGUCUUUUAAGUUAAGGUGUACUGCCUAUAAUGACAAGAUCUCUUUGGAACGCUAA
Messenger RNA from Fraxinus pennsylvanica, 441 nucleotides. The record is from the annotation of a GenBank genome assembly. NCBI's taxonomy places the organism in Eukaryota, Viridiplantae, Streptophyta, Magnoliopsida, Lamiales, Oleaceae.